This is a messenger RNA of Xylaria bambusicola, 1533 nucleotides long. Its product is annotated as acyl-CoA N-acyltransferase. NCBI's taxonomy places the organism in Eukaryota, Fungi, Ascomycota, Sordariomycetes, Xylariales, Xylariaceae. The transcript is spliced from 2 exons. The record is from RefSeq and is a predicted model, not a curated record. Gene Ontology annotation, molecular function: acyltransferase activity, transferring groups other than amino-acyl groups. Bases 191 to 976 code for a protein of 261 amino acids.
UUAAAACGAAUAUAUAUGUGACACGUAUUCCGCGCCGUUGACCAGCAGCCAGGUGAGCCCAAAAGGGAGGCGAGUGGGGCACCUUCACGAUACAAAAGCCUCCCCGCUCGAAGAACGAAUGUGCGAGAUCAAUCUUCCGUUCAGUUACUACCAUCAUCAAAACGACAAAUAAAAUAAAUACCACUUAGCCAUGGCAGCCCCAGAAGUCCCAAGAGAAGAAACCCCGCUCGUCGAGGUGAUCAACGACGAAGAAUCCUUCACAGACGCUUUCGAAAGCGUGAGCGAGGCCUUCGGCACGCAGGCCCACGACGCCAUAUGGGAGGCCUUCAACCCGGGCUGGCAGACCCCGGAGGGCCGGGCGUCGUGGGUGACGCGGAUGGUCAGCAGAUGGAAAUCCACGAAGACGGACAACAAGGGGAACCCGAACGCCGUGUUCCUGAAAGCCACGCUUCCCGACCCGAGUCAUGAGAACCCCGGGCCACACCGCCGCCGCAAGACCGUGGGCUUCGCCAUCUGGGUCCAGAUCUCCGCCGUGGAAGGACACGGCGACACCGACCUCGGCGCGCUGGGGGACGAUGUCCUGGAGGCCCUGCACCCGGGCGACGACCGGGAGCAGCGGUUUCUCAAGCAGAUGCUUCAGUCGCUGUUCAAGUCGCGCGUGGAGUUCGCCAGGGCCAAGGCAUCGGCCGAUCCGCCGGCCGUCAUGGCGCUCGACCUGUGCGCCACGCACCCGGCGUUCCAGCGGCGAGGGGUGGCGUCGAGGUUGGUCCGGUGGGGUCUGGAGGAGACGCGGCGGCGGGGCCUUCGGUACGCCGUGACCGAGGCUUCCAGCAUGGGACGGUUCGCGUAUGCGUCGCUUGGCUUCCGGCCGCAGGGGGAGGAUGUCGGGUAUGAGGUCGACGAGGAGUUCUCGGACCGCGAGAAACCACCCAAUCUCUUCAUGGUUUAUACCCGCGAGGGUGAACGACAAGAUUAGAUAGCUUUUACAGAAAGAUGGCAUAGUAUAUAUAUAAUAAGAUUCGAUAUCAGCCGUUAGACUUGCAAAUAGGUGAAAAGGUUGAAAAGUAUAUCAUUUAUAUAUAAAGGCAUGAUUACUUCUAACUAAGAUUCAAGUUCCUCCUAUACCAGGUGGGCCCCAUACCCGUUGAUUCGCGGUAAACUCAAACCUCUCUCACAGCAGAAAUUGAUAAUGAUACUAGAUUCCUUCAUUUAUGCUAGAUGAGUUGAAUGGCAUUGUUCUGUUACUGUUACUUCAUUCCUUUAUGGAACGGAGGGGGGAGAAAGAGAACGCGAAUGAAAAGGGAAGAAAAUAAUGAAGAAGUGUUAACGUUAUAUAGUAUAUUACCAAAGGUGGUCAUAUAUAUACAUUGAAGUGACGGUUAUGCUUAUGUAUAUAAUGUUGCAUAUGCGACCGUUAUUGUGACCGGCCGUUUCUCAGCUUUCGAGUAAGCACCUUAGUAACUCUAGACUGAGUAAUCCGGAGUAGGAUGAGGCGACGACUUACAUGCCAUAAGCACAUACUACCCACAGUAU